CGUUGAAUGCGCACCUUCUUCCCGCUUCACCGCGAGCCUUUGUUUCGUUCUUUCCCUCGAGUAUUGUUUCUACGGUCUAUUAUCUCCGUAAAAGAUAGUUUCACGGUGAAUCUCUCCGAGAAUCUCAUCGAGAGUCUCGUCCAUUACUCUCGUCAACGAAAAAAUGCAGUGACCAUUAUCCCUCCACAAAGUGAUUUUGGUGUUGAUCAUCCAAACAACCGAGCGAUCCGAACGACAUGAACAAAACGGAACUGAAGAUCGUUCUGAACACCGAGCCGCCGAGGACAUCCUCGAAUAUGAUACACUCGCACAUACCGGUGCCGAGGAUAACUAAUGCGGUUAAGGCCCAAGAAAGAUGUCCUCCGCCCAGGCGGGGAUCCUUCGAGAAACUGUCCAGAGGCGUCUCGGUGGCCGCUCAAAGGGCGUCCUUCGAGAGGCUCGACGCUUCCGUUCAGCUACGGCCAAGGAACAACAAUUUAUCGGCCUCGAGUAUCGAGGUACGAAGCACCGAGGAGAAACUUGGCACGCCGCCGUUCUGCGUCAACUGGAAAACGAACACGAACAACGAGCCGACUAGCGGUGUCGCGAGAUUGAAUCGUAGCAACAGCCUGGAGAGCAAGUGGAAGAGUAAAUAUGAGGAGUCGGAGAAAAGACGGAAAUUGUUGCUGCAGAAGAGCGAAGCUGCUACUAAGGAUCAUGUCGAUUUGGAGAGGAAAUACCAACAAUUGCAGAGACAGAAUGGUACUCUGCAGUCGCAGUCGCAGGAAAAAGAACAGGAGCUUCAAAAAUUACGGACGGUUUCCGAGGCAGUGUGCAAAGAAUACGAACGACUGAAGCAUCAAUACGAUGUAGAAACAGGCGCAAUGCACAAAGCAAUGCAACAGGCGUCACAGUGGUACAGACAAAACCGUGAACUGAAACGAAGAUCGCAGAUCAUAUCGCAAAAGCUACUGCAAGCCAAUCCCGAGGGAUCGUUGGAUAUUGAAAUAUCGGACGAGGUCGACUCGAACUUCGAGGAUCUCGAGCAGCUGAGGGAAACGGUGAAAGAAUUGAGUAAAGAUAUUGCCAGGCUUCAGACGGAACUACAUUCCGCUAGGCUUCAAGAAUUCGAAGCCCAGGAGCAAGUGACGCACCUGACUACACAGUUGGACGAAGAAAGGACUCUCAGGCAAAAAUACGAGGAGAAGGUAAACGAGAUGAAGGUGCACCAGGAGAACAUGGAAAGGGUCACGAAAAUGGUCGCGGAGGAGGUGCAGGCGUUGAAGGCACAAUGCGACCGUGAAAGGGAGAACGCGAAAAUUAUGAAAAUAGAAGCGGAAAGGGUACAAAAAGAGAGAAACGUAUUGGCUCAUCAGAGCGCGCUCCUGAUGGCCGAAGUUGGCGAUGAUCCCAAUGAUAGACUGUUGACCGUUCUCCAAGAAGUAGAAUCGUUAAAGAGACUGCUAGAAGAAGAACAACAGAGUCACGCUUCUCAUAUACAAAUGCUGGAAGAGAAACUGGAGGAGAAAGAAUCGAACGUGGAGUUCGAGAUAGUGGAGGAGAAGCUGAAGCUGGCAGAAUCCGAACUAGACGUGGCGACGCAGAGGGCCGACAGGGCGGAAAAAUUGGCGGAAAGUCUGGAGGCCUUGAUUCAAAGUCUAAAGACGAAAAUUGGCGAACUGGAGGAGAAGCUUUCUAGGCCACCACCUCCACCUCUGCCUCCACCACCACCACCACCGAUGUUCAACAACGGCGGACAAUCGUCGAUCAAAUUGCUGACGAAAGAAAAAAUGAAUUCGGAACGCAACGCGGUUAUCGACAUGGAGAACAUGCUUGGAAUCACAAAGAAAACACCAACCGUUGCUCAACAACCGGCCAUCGAUGAUAUUAUCAACCAGAUAAAAGGAGGACGGUUUACAUUGAAGCAGACAGACAAACAAAGGGAGGAGGAGAGAAGAAGACGACAGGAAGCGGAAAACGCACCACCUGCGGUCUCUGAAAUGUUAAACAUUUUAGGUACCAUGAGAAGAAGAGCGAAGCCGAUAAAACAAUCCUUCCAGUCUACAGGCGGGCCUACAUAAAAAUAGAUAUUGUUAGUAAUGUGCAAAUACCAUCUUUUAAAGCCUCAGGCACGCGCUACAUAUCGCUGUCGAUUUACCAAUUGCAUUUUGUUUAUCAAAUAUCUGUUCUACGAAGUUACGGUUUAAUAUUACGUUAUUUAUUUAAUCGUAAAAUAAAUUUUGUACCAUUGAAUAAAGUAUGUAGGUUUACGUAUUUUUAUAUUAUGUGUAAAGCAAAGUGAAUA
Molecule: messenger RNA, 2284 nt
Organism: Dufourea novaeangliae
Lineage: Eukaryota; Metazoa; Arthropoda; Insecta; Hymenoptera; Halictidae
Product: shootin-1
Exons: 10
Coding region: 237-2060 (607 amino acids)
Source: RefSeq, a predicted model, not a curated record